AUGGUCGCCAACGUGGGAGGGCUCGCAGCCCGGGCAGUCUUUCUCAUGUCCACUCGUCCUAUUGCCCAGAGAGCAGACGUCGCCUCAUACACUAAUAACGCCGUUGCCGCCAUUCGCACUCUCGAAUCUACCUGGUACGAUGUUGGCUCUGGUCUUUGGGACAACGCCUGGUGGAACAGUGCCAACGCCUUCACCACCCUCGCCGACUUCGCCAAUCUGAACCGGGAUGCUGCUAACGAGCUUAACAUCGGAGGCAUUCUCAUGAACACAUUCCAGCAGGCUCAGAAGGCCACAGCAUCAGCUUCCAAGUCUAUCAAUGCCGCUGGCCUUGUCACAACCUCGUACGCCAUCACCAAGCGCGAGGUACCGCUGCCUAUCGAAGGUCGUCAAAUGAGCGCUCAGGGCUUUCCCAACUUCAUCAACGAGUUUUAUGACGACGAAGGCUGGUGGGCGCUCGGCCUGAUCCGCGCCUACGAUGUUACCCAGAACCAAGACUACCUCGACAUGGCCGUGCACAUCUUUGCCGAUAUGAAGACCGGCGGCAAUACCAACUGCAAUGGCGGCAUCUACUGGAGCAAGGACCGCAAGUACGUCAACGCCAUCGCCAACGAGCUCUACCUCAGCGUCGCCGCCUCGCUGGCCAACCGCAUCUCCGGCGAUAAGGCCAGCUACCUCAAGAUCGCGACUGAUCAGUGGACCUGGUUCAAGGCCACCGGCAUGAUCAACGCUCAGGGCACCAUCAACGACGGCUUGGACGGCAACUGCAAGAACAACGGCGCCAACGUGUGGUCUUACAACCAAGGUGUCGUUCUCGGCGGUCUCGUCGAGCUCAGCAAGGCUAAUGGCGACAAGUCGGUCCUGACAGACGCCACCAACAUUGCCAAGGCGGCCAUCAAGCAGCUGGCCGACGACAACGGCAUCCUGCACGACACGUGCGAGCCCAACUGCGGCUCUGAUGGCAACCAGUUCAAGGGCAUCUUUGUUCGCAACCUGCGAUACCUGCAAGAAGCGGCGCCCAACAACGACUUCAAGACCUUCAUCACCAAAAACGCCGACAGCAACUGGAACGCCAACCGCGACUCUGCUGGCAAGAUGGGUGUCGUCUGGUCAGGCCCCGCGCAAGGCGUUUCCGGGCCGACUCACAGCUCAGCACUCGACUCCAUUGUUGCCGCCGUUGCCGUCGCGUGA
Molecule: messenger RNA, 1188 nt
Organism: Colletotrichum costaricense
Lineage: Eukaryota; Fungi; Ascomycota; Sordariomycetes; Glomerellales; Glomerellaceae
Product: glycosyl hydrolase
Exons: 1
Coding region: 1-1188 (395 amino acids)
Biological process (GO): carbohydrate metabolic process
Source: RefSeq, a predicted model, not a curated record